Molecule: messenger RNA, 1068 nt
Organism: Sordaria macrospora k-hell
Lineage: Eukaryota; Fungi; Ascomycota; Sordariomycetes; Sordariales; Sordariaceae
Biological process (GO): NADPH regeneration
Cellular component (GO): cytoplasm
Molecular function (GO): oxidoreductase activity; nucleotide binding
Source: RefSeq, a predicted model, not a curated record
AUGGUCGGAGUCGCACUUCUAGGAGCGGGCAUCUUUGCCCGGGAGCAACACCUCCCCGCAAUCGAAUCCGUCCCCUCCCUCUCCCUUAAGGCCAUCUACUCCCGCUCCGAGUCCUCCGCCAACACGCUCGCCUCGGCCGCUUCCAACCCCGUCGACGUCUACUACGACGUGCCCACCGGCACCGGCGAAGCCAAGGUCGGCCCCGAAGAGAAGACCCUCGACGCUUUGCUUGCGCGCACCGACAUAGACGCCGUCGUCAUCGCCCUACCCAUUCUCGCCCAGCCGGCCGUCAUCCAGAAGGCGCUCAAGGCGGGCAAACAUGUGCUCAGCGAGAAGCCGGUGGCGAAGGAUGUGGAGGCCGCUAAGGGGUUGAUUGAGUUUUAUGCCGGCCUCGAGCAGGGCGAGAAGAAGAAGCCGCUUUGGGCGGUGGGCGAGAAUUACAGGUACACGCCUAGUUUGAUGGCUGCUGCGGAAAAGGUGAAGGAGGUGGGGGGCAAGUUGACUACGUUCCGGCUGAACAUGAAUGGGUGGGUGGAGGAGGAGAACAAGUAUUUCAAGACUGAGUGGCGCAAAGUACCCUCCUACCAAGGCGGUUUCCUCCUCGACGGCGGCGUGCACUUCGUUGCCGGCCUGCGCCUUCUGCUCUCCUCUCUGGAUCAAGACAUCAGCCAGGUCGUCGGCUUCAGCCACCUCCUGGAAGAGCGUCUGCUGCCUGUCGACACGGUGCACGCCGUCGCCUUGACCAGCGAGGGCAAGUCGGGAACUAUCAGCAUCUCGUUCGGCACCCAGUUCAAGUCCGGCCUCGAGGUCGAGGUGGUCACUACCAACGGGUCCGUCUACUGGAACCCGACCGAGGUCAAGACCAAGACCAAGGACGGUGAGAAGGCGGAGCAGUUUGAGAGGAGAAGCGGUGUUAAGGAGGAGAUGGCUGCUUUUGCGCAAGCGAUUGAGCGGGGGAAGACGGAGAAGAACCAGACGCCCGAGGAGGCGUUGAGGGAUUUGGAGGUGGUGCAGAGGCUGUUGGAGUCGGGAGAGGCAAAGGGGGCUGUCAAGGCCAUUGAAGCUUGA